Molecule: messenger RNA, 2129 nt
Organism: Medicago truncatula (barrel medic)
Lineage: Eukaryota; Viridiplantae; Streptophyta; Magnoliopsida; Fabales; Fabaceae
Product: ankyrin repeat-containing protein At2g01680
Exons: 3
Coding region: 42-1658 (538 amino acids)
Cellular component (GO): plasma membrane
Molecular function (GO): protein binding
Source: RefSeq, a predicted model, not a curated record
UAUUUUUACUUUUUUUUUUUUUUUUUUUUUUUUUUUUUGUGAUGGAGUCGAAGGGUCUGCGUUUCAUGACCCACCAAUCAAUAUUCACCACGGUUGGAUCUGGAGACCUUGAUGGGUUGAAGAAACUGUUAGAGAAACUUAAUAAGGAAGAAGAUGGUGAUAUAAGUAAUGGGUCAUCAUCAUCAUCUAUGUCGGUUUCUGAUGUUAUGUCUCUUCAAAAUGAUCAUGGUGAAACACCACUUUACAUAGCUGCACACAAUAAUCUGAAGGAAGUUUUCACCUUUUUGAUUAAAUUAUGUGACUUUGAGGUUCUCAAGAUUCGUUCUAAGUCUGAUAUGAACGCUUUUCAUGUUGCAGCUAAGCGUGGCCAUCUUGAUAUUGUGAGGGAGAUUUUGAGUGCCUGGCCUGCGGUCUGUAAGUUGUGCGACUCGACAAACACCAGUCCCCUAUAUGCUGCUGCUGUUCAAGAUCACUUGGAUGUGGUAAAUGCUAUUUUGGAUGUUGAUGUCAGCUCCAUGUUUAUAGUUAGAAAAAAUGGGAAAACUGCACUACAUAAUGCUGUUAGGUAUGGCGUCGACCGUAUUGUGAAAGCACUUAUUGUCCGUGAUCCAGGAAUAGUUUGCAUCAAAGAUAAAAAAGGUCAAACUGCGCUACAUAUGGCUGUCAAAGGACAGAGUACGUCAGUGGUGGAGGAGAUAUUACAAGCUGAUCCUACUAUAUUGAACGAACGAGAUAAGAAGGGUAAUACCGCUCUUCACAUGGCUACGCGGAAAGGCCGGUCACAGAUAGUGAGCUAUUUGCUAAGCUAUGCAGCUGUGGAUGUUAAUGCCAUCAAUAAGCAACAAGAAACAGCCUUGGAUUUGGCAGAUAAACUGCCAUAUGGAUCGUCAGCUUUAGAAAUCCAAGAAGCACUUUCAGAAUAUGGUGCUAAAUAUGCAAGACAUGUUGGUAAAGUAGAUGAAGCCAUGGAACUUAAACGAACAGUGAGUGAUAUAAAGCAUGAGGUGCAGUCACAGCUCAUACAAAACGAAAAAACUCGCCGACGAGUUUCCGGUAUAGCUAAGGAAUUGAAAAAACUCCAUAGAGAAGCCGUUCAAAACACCAUUAACUCUGUCACAGUGGUUGCUGUUCUUUUUGCCUCAAUAGCAUUCUUGGCUAUAUUCAAUUUGCCGGGUCAAUAUAUUAUGAAAGGAUCACAUAUAGGAGAAUCUAACAUUGCGGAUCAUGUUGGAUUCCAAAUUUUCUGUCUCUUGAAUUCGACGUCUCUUUUCAUUUCUCUUGCAGUUGUUGUUGUUCAAAUCACUUUGGUAGCUUGGGACACAAGGGCUCAAAAGCAGAUCGUGUCUGUUGUUAACAAGCUAAUGUGGGCUGCUUGUGCUUGCACGUGCGGUGCUUUUUUGGCGAUAGCUUUUGAGGUUGUUGGAAAGAAAAAAUGGAUGGCUAUUACCAUAACUGGUUUAGGGAUACCAAUUCUAGUUGGGACUCUGGCAAGCAUGUGCUACUUUGUUUUUCGACAACAUUUUGGCAUUUUCCAAAGUGAUUCCCAGAGACGCAUCAAGAGAGCAAGUGGAAGCAAAUCCUUCUCAUGGUCUUACUCUGCAAAUAUAUCAGAUAUAGACGAAUACACUUCAGACAUUGAGAAGAUCUAUGCUUUGUAAGCUGGUGAUUGAGUGCUACCACGCAAUAUAACACUGAAUAUGUAUAGUAUAAUCCAAAUCAGUUUUAACAAUUAUCGAUACUUUAUAAAGUUAUAAUCAUUUUGAUUUGGUAAAAAUGCUGAUGAGGAUCAAAAUAUCAAUGAUUAUAGUUUUAUAAUAUAUCAGUGGUUGUUAAAAGUCAGUCCAUUAUCGACAAGAACUUUCCUGAUAGCACCAUAUUGUAUAGAUGUAGAGGAUCUAAUUUCCUGUUUCCAGCUUUUAACUGAAACCUGAGGAGUUACGGAUGGCACUUCAGUGCCUUUGAUGUUUCCUUACCUGGAUUUAUCUCUCUAGUUAUCAGCUUGAAGUUUUAGGUUGUGCCUGGCAAACUCUUUAGGUUUGCAUUUUCUAUUGUCUGUGAUUAUAUAAUUAAUAAUCAGCACUUGUAGAUGUAUGUAUAUAUGUGAUAAAAGGAAAAGGCAUUUAUGUAAA